Molecule: messenger RNA, 1368 nt
Organism: Aspergillus neoniger CBS 115656
Lineage: Eukaryota; Fungi; Ascomycota; Eurotiomycetes; Eurotiales; Aspergillaceae
Exons: 5
Coding region: 40-1368 (442 amino acids)
Source: RefSeq, a predicted model, not a curated record
UCUUCCCCUCUUUUCUUAGUUUGAUUGCGUUGUGAUUAAAUGCGGCCUUUCAUACUCCGUACUGCCGUCAGCAUGUUGGAUUCCCAACGAGGCCAGGAUGCCCUGACGCUGACAUUGGAAACUGACAGCGGGCACAAGGCUGAGCCGCCACCAACUUCGUUCGCUCCGCUCCCCGUCAUUGAUGACACGGACAGGUCCUACAGUCGUAUGUUAUUUACCGACUCCCAUAUUGCGUCCUCCUUUGUUGCUUUGACUGUGUCCCUCAUGGCGCUAGACAUCCCCAAUGGUACGCCCGACUGCGGAGAAGGGAUUUUCAUUACAACCAUUUUCCUUAUUGUCCUCAUCACGGUAUUCACAACGCUUCGGGUUAUCAGUAAAUUUGUCGCCCAUCAAGACUGGUGGUGGGAUGACUUCUUCGCCAUCCUCGCAUUGCCGCUCGAGUUAAUCGUUCUCUCCCUCGUGCUGGCGUGGAGGCAAAUCGGCCUCGGCUAUCAUAUGGAUCUAUACGUGGCAACAUUUUUCUUCGACGGCUCAGUCUGUGUGCCAAAGAUUUCGGCCUUGUUUUUCUACGCACGCGUAUUUCGAUCCAACAACCGCGCCUUUCGCAUACACCUCUGGAUCGUGGGUGGGCUCACAUCUGGAUGGCUCUUAGCAGCCUGGAUCUCUACCAUUCUUGGAUGCCACCCCAUCCCAAAGGUCUGGAACACUACAUUACCAGGAACAUGCAUCGCCCAAUUCCAAUGGUAUAUAUCAACGGCCGCUCUUUCGUCUACGAUCGACCUGUACAUCUUGUGCCUUCCAAUCCCCAUGAUCUGGGGUUUGCAAGUCAGUCUAAAGCGACGCGUAUACCUUCUGACUGCCUUCAUGAUGGCUUACUCAGUCAUUGUGCUAUCUCUUGGCCGCCUGGUCGCUGUUGUCCAAGUCAUACCCAUCAUGAGCCAGGACCUCACCUGGCUCUUUGUCAAAUACUGCUAUUGGUCCGUACUUGAGGGAUCAAUAUCCAUUAUCUCCAUUAGCGUGCCUAACUGUAUUGCCUUGGCGAAGGCACUGCGGAAUACUCCAGAUUCAAAGGUUCGCUUGGGUAGCAAUCAAGGGAGUAGAAAGUCCCCUAGCAAUAUGGGCUCGCAUCUCGGUGGGCGGAAAGACACUGUCUCGUGGCAAAAGGGACAUGCAGGCUGCGGCAGUGUUGGCAAGCUCGUUUCAGAUGUUCAAGUCAGCCCGAGUGAGUACGGGCAUCGCCGGAACAUGGAUAUCCCACUCGGCGCGGUCCGCAUUGAAACUGAUAUUGAGAGGAAGGCUGGGGUAGUCAUCCAGUAUUUUACUAACUUAUUGGCCACAUGCUCUCAGAUGCUAUUUGGCAGAGAGUAG